Messenger RNA from Andrographis paniculata, 1613 nucleotides. Its product is annotated as actin-1-like. The record is from RefSeq and is a predicted model, not a curated record. Lineage: Eukaryota; Viridiplantae; Streptophyta; Magnoliopsida; Lamiales; Acanthaceae. The transcript has 5 exons. Gene Ontology annotation, cellular component: cytoplasm. The coding region runs from base 191 to 1324 and encodes 377 amino acids.
CUCUCUCUCUGGGACCGAGUCUUCAGAUUCAACUUCUGGUGGUCUUUUAAACAAGAGGGCGGGUUCGCACGAAAAACCAGCUCCUGCGUUGCGUUAUCUUCCACAGGCGAGGCGGAGACCCAGGCCGUUGUCGGAGAAGAAGGCUCUCAACGAACGCACAGAUCCCAUUAGCUUCUAAGAGCAUUAAGAGAUGGCGGAAGCAGAGGAUAUUCAGCCCCUUGUAUGCGACAAUGGAACUGGAAUGGUUAAGGCUGGAUUUGCCGGUGAUGAUGCUCCAAGGGCUGUUUUCCCCAGCAUAGUGGGUCGCCCUCGCCAUACUGGAGUCAUGGUUGGCAUGGGCCAAAAAGAUGCUUAUGUUGGUGACGAGGCUCAGUCCAAGAGAGGUAUCCUGACACUCAAGUAUCCAAUUGAGCACGGGAUUGUUAGCAACUGGGAUGAUAUGGAGAAGAUAUGGCAUCACACUUUCUACAACGAACUUCGUGUGGCCCCAGAGGAGCAUCCAAUCCUCUUGACAGAAGCUCCUCUCAACCCCAAGGCAAAUCGUGAAAAAAUGACUCAAAUUAUGUUUGAGACAUUUAAUGCUCCUGCUAUGUACGUCGCUAUUCAGGCUGUCCUCUCCCUUUAUGCGAGUGGUCGUACUACAGGUAUUGUUCUUGACUCUGGGGAUGGUGUCAGCCACACGGUCCCCAUAUAUGAAGGUUAUGCGCUCCCACAUGCGAUCCUCCGUCUUGAUCUGGCUGGCCGUGACCUCACCGACUACCUCAUGAAGAUUCUGACUGAGCGUGGCUACUCUUUCACCACUACAGCAGAGCGUGAAAUUGUAAGGGACAUCAAAGAGAAACUGUCGUACAUUGCUCUCGACUAUGAGCAAGAGCUAGAAACAUCCAAGACAAGCUCUGCCGUGGAGAAGAACUACGAGCUGCCCGACGGGCAGGUCAUCACCAUUGGCGCUGAGAGGUUCCGAUGCCCUGAGGUCCUUUUCCAGCCAUCCAUGAUCGGGAUGGAAGCUGCUGGCAUUCAUGAAACCACGUACAAUUCCAUCAUGAAGUGCGACGUUGAUAUCAGGAAGGAUCUGUACGGAAACAUUGUCCUCAGCGGUGGCACAACUAUGUUCUCGGGUAUUGCCGAUAGAAUGAGCAAGGAGAUCACAGCCCUGGCCCCGAGCAGCAUGAAGAUUAAGGUUGUGGCGCCACCGGAGAGGAAAUACAGUGUCUGGAUCGGAGGUUCCAUCUUGGCCUCUCUCAGCACGUUCCAGCAGAUGUGGAUUGCGAAAGCAGAGUACGACGAAUCUGGACCGUCCAUUGUUCACAGAAAAUGCUUCUAAGAUUGUAAAAGAGAGGACACACACCCAUCCAUCAGAUGCUACUCAUAAUCUGCUUACUACCUACCCACCCACCCUUACUUUUAUUUUUUGUUUGUUGUCUGUCAAUGAGUCUUGUUAAGAUUUGUGCAUUGGACAUGGAAAUAAUACUACAUUCCCCCCCUGCCAGACAUUUUUACAUAAAUUUGUAGCAGCAGCACAGCUGUGUAUUGUCAAUGGUGUUAUGGUUUGAGUUUUAGAUUGAAUGCAAACUCACAUUAUCAUUAAUAUUAAUACAUCCUCUUGGUGCAAA